AUGAUGAAGUCAGUCGCUACUUUGGGCUGUUUACUCGCCUUUCUCGCUCAUACUGUGUCUGCUGGUCUUUAUACUGCCAAGGACAAUGUCAUUUCUGUCAAUUCCAACAACUUCAAUUCGGUUGUCAUGGACACUGAGCAUCCAGUCGCUGUUGAAUUCUAUGCUCCUUGGUGUGGACACUGCAAGCAACUGGCUCCCGAGUAUGUCAAGGCUGCUACUAGUCUGCAAGGUCUAGCUAAGCUUGUUGCUGUUGAUUGUGACGAGCAAAGCAAUCAGGCUCUUUGUGGUCGAUUCGGUGUCAAAGGAUUUCCUACCAUCAAGGUUUUUUCUGGCGGCAUCAAGGGAAUGCCAGAAGAUUACAAUGGUGAACGAAAAUCCAAGGCUAUAGUAGAUUAUCUUAUUUCAAAAAUCACCCACAAGUACGUCAAACAGAUUGGAAUCAUUGGCAAAAAAACUGUUUCUCUUGAAGAUUUUGUCAAGGAAAAUGAUAUGCCUCGCAUGGUCUUUGUUAAUAAAAAAGAUACUACCUCGCCACUGCUCAAGGCACUUUCUGUUGAAUACAAGGACCGACUAACCGUUGGUGAAGUCAAGGGUGCUUAUACCAAAUUUGUUGAAAAGAUUACCACCAAAAUUCCUGGUGUAUUUAUCUGGCCCAAAGACACUGGUAUUACCGAUACUCCUGUCGAGUACGAAGGCGAACUGAAGCAAAAACCACUCAAGGAGUUUUUGGAAAAAUAUGCACUUCCGCCUACCAAGUCCAAAAAACCAACCAAAGAGGAAAAAAAGCCUAAAUUGGAAGAAAAGAAAAAGGAUGAUGCUUUCAAGAAACCACUCGACCUUAAUAUUCCGGAACUCAAAUCUCAAACCGAUCUUGAAGAACUUUGUCUUGAUCAAAGCGGUGUUUGUGUGAUCUCUUUUAUUGCCAAUGACAAAGAAUAUCCAGAAUUUGUUGCUGAGCACUUGACCCACCUUAACAUCAUUCAGAAUGUAAAGCAAACCAUGCACAAGAAACCCCACAAUCCGUUUACGUUUGUUCAGGUCAACCCACUUCAGCACGGACUUCAGCUUGUCAAAGAUUUCCAAGCCAGUGACAUGUACCCAUCUAUACUAGCAGUCAAUUUCAAGCGAAAGGCGUAUGGACUUUUGAGAGCUGCAUUUGAGGAGGAAAGCAUUACCAAAUUUUUGACUGAUUUGAUUAGCGGCAAAGGUAGUAUUUCCAAAUUUGAUCUUGUGCCUACUUUGGACAAGGGCGACAAAGCCAAGGCUGAUGCCCCAGUUCGUGAUGGAGAGCUUUAACAGCUUGACUCGUUAAAAUAAAAUCAAUCUGUUUUUUUU
This is a messenger RNA of Batrachochytrium dendrobatidis JAM81, 1335 nucleotides long. RefSeq lists its product as uncharacterized. Bases 1 to 1296 code for a protein of 431 amino acids. Gene Ontology annotation, molecular function: protein-disulfide reductase activity. Gene Ontology annotation, biological process: response to endoplasmic reticulum stress. NCBI's taxonomy places the organism in Eukaryota, Fungi, Chytridiomycota, Chytridiomycetes, Rhizophydiales. The record is from RefSeq and is a predicted model, not a curated record. Gene Ontology annotation, cellular component: endoplasmic reticulum lumen. The transcript has 9 exons.